Molecule: messenger RNA, 2001 nt
Organism: Drechmeria coniospora
Lineage: Eukaryota; Fungi; Ascomycota; Sordariomycetes; Hypocreales; Ophiocordycipitaceae
Exons: 2
Coding region: 1-2001 (666 amino acids)
Source: RefSeq, a predicted model, not a curated record
AUGAGCGCUGGCAGCAUUCUCGAGCAUAUCGACGCCGUCGAUGCCGUUGCCAGGACCCUUUUCCUUCGAGCCAAGCAGUAUUCAUCCGCCUCACUCUCCGACGUCGCGACCGCCGUUCGUCAGCUCCACCUUGCCCUCCGCCACCUCCGGAUCGAAGCUGCCGACCCAGACUCCCUUCUCAACAAAGGGACCGACUCCUCGCUAUAUUCUCGCCAGGUGCCGUCUCUCGUCGAGGACUGCGACUUUGUUCUUAGGCAGCUUCUCGCCGUGCUCGACAGGUAUGACACCAACGACGGUCGAGAUGUAGCCGUUCUGGCCGAUCGCGUCAUGGCCAUCCGCGCAAGGCUUGCAAACGAGAAGACAAAUGUCGAAAUGUUCUUGGACACCGUUCAGCUUCACCUCCCGGCCAACAUGCGCUCUGCCGGAUCCGCUCUCGGCGACGGCGCCGGUCUUGAUGACAUAAAGGACAAGGUGGAUAAGAUUGCGGCUGGCCUCUUUGGUCGCCGAGACAUCGCCGGAACUGCCGACGAUGACGACCGACUUUGGCAGGACUUCAAGUCGGAGCUCGAAAACGAAGGUUUUUCCUCUCAGGUCUUGUCUCGACACAAGGAGGUGCUUCGUGCCUAUAUUCUUGAACUUGCAUCCGUCUCUCGCCUCACAGGCGGAGAUCCGCCGCCAGUACGUCAACUUCUCGAACUUGAGCAGGAUACGAAGGACUCCGUCCUACCGCCUGUGCCUCCCAAAGUUCUCCCGCUUGAGACGAAGCAUCCGUCCUUGGAAAGCGAAAAGUCUUUCCCGAGCACGAGGAACGCCCAACGUAUGGCGGGAGAGGCGUCAACGACUAGGACACCCCAGAAGGAAUCGUAUUCAUUUUCGUCGGACGAUGGAGCGACAAGCAAAAGCAACUCCAUGGCCUUGAUGUCCACCAAGGACUUGAUGGUCAUGGAUCAUCUUCAUGCUGACAUGGCGAGGAUGCGACUCAAUCCACUCGUCCCCCGCGGUCAUGGCGCGGAGCCGCGGAGCCGCCAGAGUCGCGGUACCUCAGAUGCCACUGGCGCGCGCCUACUCGCCUCUGUACCCGAUCUCGCUGGCUCCCCCGACUCGCUCGUUCUUGGCUCCUCGCCCAACUACGUCCUCGCGUUGCCACCGUAUUCCAACCUGAGCUCCGGCACCAGCCAGAGGCCAGUGCCUCCUCGCAUCGCACCCGAUCGCUACGGCCAGGAGAUCCCGCUCGAUGCGCCGUGGACCAAGAUAAAGCGUACGCUUGUUAGCCCGGAGGUUCUAGAACGUGCCGGCGUUCGAUACGAGGCUCGCCCGGAGUAUGUUGCCGUCCUUGGGCGCCUAUCUCGCGAGCAGAUUGCCGAGUAUGCCCGACAGAGCGCGGAAUGCCGCGCCGCAAGAUCCGGAAACCCUACGCAGCCGAGGGUGGGUGGCAUGAAUCGUUCAGGAUCCAAGAGCAGCCGCGACGACGACGACGAGGACGAGAGCGAGCUGUGGGAUGAGAGUGACACCAGUGACGAGGACGACAGAGCAGCAGACAAGGGCACAAGGAGGUACCCGUACAUCGUCAGCCCCCCGAGCAAGAACAAGACGUCGCCAGCUAGCACCGCCAUGCCGAAGCCCAUCCUGAAGAAUAAGAACGAAAAUCGUGUGCGUUUCGAUCCCGAACCUCAAGAAUUUGAGGCGCGGAGCUCCAGGUCUUUCAAGGAAGAACGGGACCGUCGAAGUGAUUAUGCUCCCAGGAAACCCCGCGACCAGCGGGACCGGGAACCCUCAAGCCGCAACCGCGACGGCUAUCGGCGUGAAGGUGGCGAGCGGGACCGCCAUGGCAGUGAUUACCAUCGAUCCUCUCACCGUGCAGACCGCGACCGGCGAGGGGAUCGGAGAGAGGACCGGGCCGCGAGGAAACGUGCUUGGGGCGGCACUAUCGGUGCCGUUGGCAUCGGCGGGGCCGCUGCCAGUCUUAUCGGGGUACUGACGGAAGCUGCCGUCGGAAUAUGA